AUGUUUUCAGUUUGGAAAUUGCUCGUUGUAAUCUCCCCUUCUUUUGCUUUGCUUUCUUUCUUUCUUUUUCUUUCUUUUUUCUUUCUCUUUACUCUUAUCUAUCUUUCUUUCAUUCUCUCUAGUUUUCAUUAUUUCUUUCUUUCAUUCUUCCCGUUCCUUUGUUCUUUCGUUCGUUCUCUUCUUUCUUUAUUUCUGUGUACUUCUUGUGUCUUUUUUCUUUCUUUCUUCCUUUCUUUUUUCUUUCUUCCUUUCUUUUUUCUUUCUUCCUUUCUUUUUUCUUUCUUUAUUCUUUGUACUUCUAAUAUCUUUCUUUCUUUCUUUCUUUCUUUCUUUCUUUCUUUCUUUCUUUCUUUCUUCUGUCUCUCUUCUCAUACUACUUCCUUAAACCAAUUCCAUUUCUUUCUUUCUUUUUUUUCUAUUAAAUUAACCCUAUUCCUUCACUUAUUUUCUUUCUUUCUGAUUACUUUCUUUCUUUUUCUUUCUUUCUUCUUUCUUUCUUUCUUUCUUUCUUUUUUCUUUCUUUUUUCUUUCUUUCUUUCUUUCUUUCUUUCUUUCUUUCGUUCUUUCUUUCUUUGCAAUUCCCUUUUCAUAGAACGUCUUUUCUCUCUUUUUUCUCUCCUUUUACAUGAUAUUCUUUUAUUUUAA
Acanthosepion pharaonis is the source of this 645-nucleotide messenger RNA. NCBI's taxonomy places the organism in Eukaryota, Metazoa, Mollusca, Cephalopoda, Sepiida, Sepiidae. The record is from the annotation of a GenBank genome assembly.